CAGACAGACUGUCAGACAGACUGAGUGUCGGUCGGUUGGAGCUCAGACAACAGCAGACUAACAGCCCGUUUAUCCGGUAACAUGCUCAGGAGAUGUGCGCUGAACCGGCAGCAGCUGGAGGCGAUCCAUAGACUGAGACCUGGACCUGGAGGGACGUAUGGGGACCGGAUCCACCGCCGUGUCGCAUCCACCUCCAGAACCAGCAGCAGCAGCACCGGAACCGGCACCGUGAUGUCUGACACCGUCAGACAGAAGACUAUGGAGGAUCUAGGCGGACCGAGUUUCCUGACCACAUUGAACUGGCUCUUUGUGAAGGGCUACUUCCAGACCAGCCAGCAGAUGCAGAUUGAACACAGCAAGAUCUACGGCCCUCUGUGGAAGUCAAAGUACGGCCCGCUGGUGGUGGUGAACGUGGCCAGUCCCGAGCUGAUCGAGCAGGUUCUGAGGCAGGAGGGGAGGCACCCGGUCCGGACCGACAUGCUCCACUGGAGGAGCUACCGGGAGCUCCGGAACCAGGCCCAGGGACCCCUGACAGAGAUGGGGGCCAAAUGGCAGCGGAUCCGCAGCAUCCUGAAUCCUCGAAUGUUGAAGCCCAAACACGUCUCGUGCUACGCCGGCACCGUCAACGAGGUGGUGACCGACUUCAUCCAGCAAGUGGCCUGGCUGAGGGAAACCAGCGGCGGGGGAGUCAUGGUCAACGACCUCACCACUGAACUCUACAAGUUCUCCUUCGAAGGAAUCUGCUCAGUGCUGUUUGAGACCCGUAUGGGCAGCAUGAACGAGGUGGUGCCCGAGGAAACUCAGAAGUUCAUCGUCUCCGUGGGGGAAAUGUUCCGUCUCUCCCAGGUCAUCGUCUUCUUCCCAAAGUCCUUCUGGCCCUACUUGCCCUUCUGGAAGCAGUUCGUGGCAGUCUGGGAUCAUCUCUUCAAAGUCGCUGAAGAGCUGAUACAGCAGAAGAUAGAGCAGAUCCAGGAGCAGGUUCACCUGGACCAGAACGUGGAGGGAGCGUACCUGACUCACCUGCUGCUCAGCGACCAGAUGACGGUCACUGAGAUCCUGGGCAGCAUCAUGGAGCUGCUGCUGGCUGGAGUCGACACAACCUCCAACACCAUCUCCUGGUCUCUGUACCUACUGGCCAAGGAGCCACAGAUCCAGGAACAGCUGUACCAGGAAGUGAUCGCUGUUUGCCCCGGAGACAAGGUGCCAAACAGCGAGGACAUCGCUCAGAUGCCCUACCUGAAGGCCAUCGUCAGAGAGACGCUACGAAUGUAUCCGGUGGUUCCAGGAAACGCCAGAGUGGCCGUUGAAGGUGAGAUGGUGGUCGGAGAUCAUCUCUUCCCCAAAAACACGCUGUUCCACCUCUGCCACUACGCCGCCUCCUACGAUGAGAACAUCUUCCCCGACCCCCACGUCUUCCUGCCGCAGCGCUGGCUCCGAGGGGCCGAGGAGAAGGCCCAGCGGCAUCCGUUCGGCUCGCUGCCGUUCGGGUUCGGGAUCCGGGCGUGUCUGGGCCGACGGGUGGCCGAGCUGGAGAUGUACCUCCUCCUGUCCAGGUUGAUCAAAACACUACGAGUUGAGGGGAGAUCCUGCAGGAACCAUCGUGAAGUCGUUCACCAGAACCUUGCUGUGUCCCGCCAAACCCAUCAACCUGCAGUUCCUGGACCGGCGGCGGCAGCGGGGGGGCGAGGAGGAGGAGGAAGGGAGGCCCAGAGCUGCUUCUCUUUGAGCUGUUUGAUAUUCACACGGUGUUUCCUGACUCUCACCGAGCACACAGAGGAAUGCACCUCAACAGCAGCUGAAUGAACGAGGCUGUAUUCACAUUAUAACGCUGUAUACUGAAUAUAUAUAAAGAGAGAGUUUGAUUGUUGUUUCAUGUAAAUAUUGAACCUCUUCCAGGGAUUGAUUUAGUUUCACUUCCACUAACGCUGUUUGUUCAGUAGAAAGAGUCCAAACCUGAUAAUAACACCAGGACUGACUGACGGGUCGUCUCUGUGUUCUCAUGUUUCUGUUUGCUUUAGUUUCACCAACACCAAAAGUCAAAGUGUUUAUUGUCAUGUGAACAGAUAAAACAAGUUCACCUGCACAAUGAAACUCUUCUUUACCCUCCGCUCUGAGUGUCGUUUACAAGGAAGUACAAAGUAUGAUACAAUACAAGAAAAUAGAGACAGAAAGAAAGGACACUAUAUUGCACCAGAUUGAUGCAUUUAUUAAAAUGUACAAAAUGUUCUUCUGGGUAGGGUGAGAUCCCAACAAACCAAAUGUGGGACAGACAAAGAGUAUGUUUGUGUUGGACGAUGUGGGACGAUGUGGGACGAUGUGGGACACGAGGCUGAGAGGUAGUCUACAGUUUAGAUAUCAUGUCACACUCUGAGAAAGAAAUCCGUAUAAAAUCAGAUAAUGUCCUGGCAGGAAAUCACCAGGACAUUUUCCGUCAAGUUUACAGACAUUUUCUUCAACACUAAACUGUAAAUCUCUGUAGUCUCAGCAGCCCGACCUUUACAUUCUGGAGGGAAAAAAGACGCUAACGCUGCAUUUAUACGUUACCUAACGGUCUCUGUGGACCGCCUGAGACUAAAACUGGAGCUAACUCUACCUGACGUCCUCUGAAAUCUAAAAUAUAAACUUUGGUAAAACGUAAACUACAAUAACAAACUUGCUUUAGUCUCAAAAUGAGUCAGCAACAUAUUCCUGUGUAUCUGGUAACGUUAACGGUUGACAACAGCUGAACUAAACAACAAAACAGCUCUCCAACUAAAACGACACCGAGCUAACGUUAAGUCCUGAACAUGAAUCACCCUGGUUGGACAUUAAUUGUUGAUUUUUUACCACAGAAGUGUGAGAAAAGUUUCUCCAAAUCCGAAAUGUGAACUUAACUUUGCGGUGUGUGAUGGUCUCUGCCUCUUCUGCCGGAGGUUCUUGUUCCCACAAUGCAAUGCGUGUUUAAAAAUAGGGGUAAAACUCCUGUGAAAAAUCGAUACAGAAAAUUCCUUCAUUGUAACGCGGUACACUGACCCGUAUCUCUACGGACUUCUCUCAGAGUGUAUCUAACUUAAAUAAUCAACAUUUCUAUUCUAUCUUGUAGCAUCUCUAUGCUUUAAUGCCUGAAUGCAUUCAGAGAUCUGCACGUCUCUCUUUGAGCCGCACGUUUCUUGUGAGACUCACGUGAACCGUGUCGCUUCAUGUCGUAUUCCCCCCGUGUGUUAAACUGAAAAAUAACUGUCAAAUGUCACAAAUAAUUUCAUCAAAUGUCAUUCUUAUAAAUACUUCUAAGUAGUUUCACAGAAGCUCUGUGGAGCUCUCUGGUGAAGAGGGAGGAGAUAAACACACACAAUACUUGUUAGUAGCAUCAAUUCAUUGUUGAGGUGUUUCCAUCAUUGGAUUUGUUUAAAAUAAGAAAAUGAUUACUCGGAGACAGUCCUAAGAAUUGGUAAGGUUAAAGAUCAGGUGUGAGACCCAGAGGGGCUUAUAAUAAUUAUAGUAGUAUAAUUAUACGAGCUCUUUCUACAGUCAAAAGGGCACAUGUGAAGUCUAAUCUGAUCCAGAGUUAUUAAUAAAAACCCAAAGACUCUCCGUUGAACACACUCAGCUGUUUGGAGUCAAAAGGGCGUCAGUGCACUUAAGAAAAAAUAAAAAUAUUUUUUUAAAUAAAUGUCAAAAUAUUGUUCAUUCAGAACAUCAUCAUCCACGUGUUAAUGACGUUUUAAUAUUCAAGAUUAAAUUUAGUGAACAAAGUAAAGAAGUGUCUUUUUCCUCUGGCUCUCCUGUAAAGUCGGUGAAACAUCAUUUAACGCCCGUCUGGUUCUCAUCACCAAUACAAGUGAUUUAUUUUCCUUUCAAGUCAUUUAAAACUAAUAUUUUUACUGUACGUAUUAAAAACCAUCCAGACCCCGAGUGUUGAGGAAGCUAAAAUAAAAAAUAAAAGCGUUGGCAGUGAGGUUAAUGUGUUAAUUAUUCUUUAGACAGACGUUUACUGCCAGGUUUUAGUGUACAUAAAGGAAUGUAUUUUUAGGUUUUAAGAGUGUUUAUUGUUGUAAUUGUUUUAUGAUUAAAAUGUUAUUUGUACAGCACAAAACUUCAUCUAAUAAAAGAUCCACAACAGGAAGUUUCUAAACCAGCAAACGCUCUCCGUCCAACAAUAGAAGUGUCAUGCUGUUUGAAUCUUCAUGUCAUGUUUCUCCUGAUUUUGACUAAUAAAGGCAGAAAUGUUCUAAAUGUG
This is a messenger RNA of Sebastes umbrosus (honeycomb rockfish), 4216 nucleotides long. Its product is annotated as cytochrome P450. The record is from RefSeq and is a predicted model, not a curated record. NCBI's taxonomy places the organism in Eukaryota, Metazoa, Chordata, Actinopteri, Perciformes, Sebastidae. The transcript has 9 exons. Gene Ontology annotation, biological process: cholesterol metabolic process; glucocorticoid biosynthetic process; C21-steroid hormone biosynthetic process. Gene Ontology annotation, cellular component: mitochondrial inner membrane. The coding region runs from base 82 to 1803 and encodes 573 amino acids. Gene Ontology annotation, molecular function: oxidoreductase activity, acting on paired donors, with incorporation or reduction of molecular oxygen; iron ion binding; monooxygenase activity.